Molecule: messenger RNA, 564 nt
Organism: Mya arenaria
Lineage: Eukaryota; Metazoa; Mollusca; Bivalvia; Myida; Myidae
Exons: 3
Coding region: 111-506 (131 amino acids)
Source: RefSeq, a predicted model, not a curated record
UUUUAAAACGCCAACAGUUGUCAGCAAAUCCUCGUGUUACCUGCUAUUUACUAUAUAUUGAUUAAUAAAGAUCAAGCGGAAGUGAAUUCGUACACAAAUGCAAACAAAUCAUGGACCGGUAUGACAGAUGUGAUGAAUAUGUUGAGUAUUACAAACAUCUCAUGUUGAUAUUGGAAUUAAAACAAAAGGAGCUUCCUCGGGAUUAUGUUAGUAAAGAUUCGAUUGUGAGAUUUACCAUCGGUGGAGCGGUGGUCGGUUGGCUGCUAGGAAGGCAAGGCGGGGCACUCGUCGGAGCAAUCCUAGGUUACAUGUAUUGUUUGUUUCUCCAUGACUCCAUCGAAGAUAUUAAAGGCAAACUCAGAAACCAGCCCAACAGAAGGAAAAGGGAGCUAGUACAUGCUGUCCAAGCCAUGAUCGGAAGUAACUCUAAGGCUGAACUAGACCUUUACGUGGAGGCUAGAUCGCAGCAAAAACAGCUCAUGGACUGUAUCAUAAAAUUUACUUGAACAAUUCGUGUCUGUAUCACGAAAUUUGCUUAAAUAAAUCAUAUACUUUAUGAAGAAA